Kazachstania africana CBS 2517 is the source of this 720-nucleotide messenger RNA. RefSeq names its product Ecm11p (gene ECM11). Bases 1 to 720 code for a protein of 239 amino acids. The record is from RefSeq and is a predicted model, not a curated record. The transcript has a single exon. Lineage: Eukaryota; Fungi; Ascomycota; Saccharomycetes; Saccharomycetales; Saccharomycetaceae.
AUGACUUUUGUAAAGACUGAGCCAGGAACUACCGUCGAACAACCUUUGGAAGCAUCUCAUGUUGUUCAACAAUCAGGUAAAAAAAAUAGCCGCCAAGAUGGUGCGAAUGUCUUGUAUGAUAAGACCAACAAGAGUCAGAGUAAACAGUACUUACAGAACUAUAUCUUGAAUACCAAUAAACCAUUGAAGGAUCAUAUGGCAAAUGAACCUCCUAUUAAGAGAGAAAUAAUGUCGAUGAAAACUAGUAAUGAAAAUGAAGAAGAAAUUGUCCAGACUAAGAGGACAGAUUCUCAUGUCAAUAAGAAGUUCAAGAAAAAUGAAAGUGAUGAUCUGUCACCUCCCGUAACGAAUCCUACAAAUUAUAAAGAAAUGGGGACUUAUCUCUUCGAGAAAUGUCCCGAGGAAGACUUAGUGUCCAGUAGUAAUAUGCUAAAUGAAUUAUUUGAUAAUAUAUCUAAUCAAGAAGAAUUAGCAGUUUAUAAGAAUUUUGCAAGCAUGUCAAUAAUGAGUUGGAUUCAAACAACCGAUUCAAUGCUUUCAAAAUUUAAAAAAGUUCUAUUAAAAUUGAUUAAAUUAAGACUAAAAUUAAGUUACAAUUUUAGAAUAAUCACUGAUAUGAUUAAUAGAUGGGCUGAAAACCUCAUUGCAAAGGGGACUACAUUGGAUGCGAAAUUGGAUAAAAUUAAACGAAUUGGUAACGAUAUUCUCAACUUGAUCUAA